Molecule: messenger RNA, 1644 nt
Organism: Sordaria macrospora k-hell
Lineage: Eukaryota; Fungi; Ascomycota; Sordariomycetes; Sordariales; Sordariaceae
Source: RefSeq, a predicted model, not a curated record
AUGGCGCAUAGCAUCAACGAGAAGGAGGCCAUGGGCGCCCACGACGAUGCCUUCCCAGAAUCCAAUGUCGCUGUCCAGCUAGCCCACGAUGUUGACAGCACAAAAUACUCCCCUUGGUCCAAGAGCAUGUUCCGCCUCUAUCUUGUCCUCGCCUGUGCCUACCUCUGCGGAUGCCUCAAUGGCUACGAUGGAAGUCUGAUGGGAGGAUUGAACGGCAUGAAAUCCUACCAGAGCUAUUUCCAUAUGUCCACUGCGGGCUCAGGAACCGGUCUUGUUUUCGCCAUGUACAACAUUGGCAGUGUUGCUGCUGUGUUCUUCACCGCCCCUGUCAACGACUGGUUCGGACGCCGCUGGGGCAUGUUCGCAGGUGCUCUUAUCAUCAUCGUUGGCACUUGCGUGCAAGCCACGACACAUACCAAAUCCCAGUUCCUAGGCGGUCGCUUCAUACUCGGUUUCGGCGUCAGUUUCUGUUGCGUAUCAGCUCCUUGCUAUGUCAGCGAGAUGGCUCAUCCCAAAUGGCGCGGCACCCUAACGGGCUUGUAUAAUACGACCUGGUACAUUGGCUCCAUCAUCGCUUCCUGGGUCGUCUAUGGUUGCUCCUACAUCGAGAACAGUGAAAGCGCGUGGCGAAUUCCCAUCUGGUGCCAGAUGAUCACCUCCGGAAUCGUGUGCUUAGGAGUCUUUUGGUUGCCCGAAAGCCCUAGAUGGCUUAUGGCCCAAGACAGAUACGAAGAUGCUGCCAAAGUACUGGCCGCCUACCACGGCGAAGGUCAGCUCGAUCAUCCUCUUGUACAGCUGCAACUCAAGGAAAUGGCAAACCAAAUCUCGUCAGAGGCAUCCGACAAGAAGUGGUACGAUUACCAUGAGCUUUGGAACACCCACUCCGCUCGUCGCCGCCUUAUCUGCGUCCUCGGCAUGGCGUGCUUUGGUCAAGUCAGUGGCAACAGCUUGUCCUCCUAUUACAUGGUCAAUAUGCUCAAGUCUGCCGGUAUUACCGAUGAGCAUAAAGUAUUGGCGUUGAACGGUAUCAACCCGGCCUUGUCACUUAUCGGUGCCGUCACUGGAGCACGCAUGACAGAUGUCGUUGGCCGCCGUCCUCUUCUGCUUUACACCAUUGUCUUCUCUUCCAUCUGCUUCGCCAUCAUGACGGGGACCAGUAAACUCGCAAUGCCGGGCCACGUUGGCAAUCUUGAUGAUGCUGACACUCAAACCCUUACCCCAUCCCAACGUGCUGCCGCUAACACCACCAUUGCCUUUAUCUUCAUUUUCGGUAUCGUCUUUUCUUUUGGCUGGACAGCCUUGCAGUCAAUGUACAUCGCGGAGACACUCCCCACCGCUACCCGUGCAAAGGGUACCGCUGUUGGAAACUUUGCGUCUGCUGCCGCGUCUGUCGUUCUUCAAUAUUCGUCGGGGCCUGCUUUCGAGAAAAUCGGGUACUACUUUUAUCUUGUUUUCGUCUUUUGGGAUCUUAUUGAAGGUGUCGUAAUUUUCUUGUAUUUCCCAGAAACCAAGGACCGCACCCUUGAAGAACUCGAGGAAGUGUUCUCGGCCCCCAACCCCGUGAAGAAGAGCUUGGAAAAGAGGAGUGCGCAGACGGUAUUGAACACCAUGGGAGCGCCAGAUGACGAGAAAGUUACGAUCUAG